Messenger RNA from Didymosphaeria variabile, 2610 nucleotides. RefSeq lists its product as uncharacterized. Gene Ontology annotation, molecular function: hydrolase activity, hydrolyzing O-glycosyl compounds. Gene Ontology annotation, biological process: carbohydrate metabolic process. The transcript is spliced from 2 exons. The record is from RefSeq and is a predicted model, not a curated record. The coding region runs from base 1 to 2610 and encodes 869 amino acids. NCBI's taxonomy places the organism in Eukaryota, Fungi, Ascomycota, Dothideomycetes, Pleosporales, Didymosphaeriaceae.
AUGGGCUCUCGCAGGUCGGCAAGUGCUUCCGGGCUUCUGUAUACUGGACUGUUUUUCCUCGCAAUACUCGGACACGCAGUCGCUCAAUCUCCCCGCGAGCGCUCGAGUCUAAAUGCUGGAUGGCGAUUUUCGCGGUUCACUAGCAACCCUGACGGUCUUUCUUAUGACACGCUCAAGCCAUGGAUCCUUCCUUCUUCCAAUGACUUCAUAACCCGGGCGAAGUACCAGCGACCAUUCGGCACUCCACCAGGUAGCAACGUCCAGUAUGUCCAGGGUUCUUUCGACGACAGCAAAUGGGAUCCGAUAGAUCUUCCACAUGACUGGGCCAUCAAAGGACCAUUCGGCGCACCUGGCAUAUCUGGAUCUGAGGGAAAGUUGCCCUACGAUGGUGUUGGCUGGUACCGCAAGACGAUCAAACUCGAUGGUGGGGACGUGAAGAAGGGAAAGAACUUGUAUCUGGAAGUUGAUGGAGCUAUGUCGUACGCGAGUGUCUUCCUCAAUGGCGUGCUGGUGGGUGGUUGGCCCUAUGGCUAUAACUCGUUUCGUCUGGACCUUACGCCGUAUGCAAAAGCUGGAGAAAAUACUUUUGCUAUCAGACUGGAGAACAAACCAAACUCUUCGCGCUGGUAUCCAGGUGCUGGUCUAUACCGAAAUGUCUGGCUGGUUAAGGUGAACUCGGUCCAUGUUGCGCAGUAUGGAACCAAGGUCACAACGCCUUCCGUCAGUGCCGGCUCAGCAACUGUAGACCUGAGCGUCACAAUCGAGAACAGUUCCAACAGCACCAAGCGAGUCGACCUGAUUACUGAAAUUUACGAAGUGGACGCGUCGACCGGUAAAGCCACAGGCGAUGCCAAAUCUAGCUUUGACCGUGUUUCCGUUAGCAUUGCGGGUGGAACGAAGAAGGUCCUGAACAGCACCACAGAACUCUCCAGUCCUAAGCUUUGGGGACCGGUCCCGGAGCAGUCCCCCAACCAGUACGUCGCCGUCACAAAGCUAUCGGCCGGCGGAAACGGUACCGUCGAUUCGGUCGACACCAAAUUUGGCGUGCGAACUAUCGUCUAUGAUGGAAACAAGGGUCUAAUAAUCAACGGUGCCCCAGUCUACGUGAAGGGCGUCUGCAACCACCACGAUCUCGGAUCGCUCGGAGCUGCCUUUAAUGUACGCGCUGCGGAGCGUCAAUUCGAGAUGCUAUUAGAGAUGGGUACUAACGCAUUACGGACAUCGCACAACAUGCCCGCCCCAGAGCUCCUAGAUCUAGCCGAUCGCAUGGGUAUAAUGGUUAUGGGUGAGACGUUCGAUACCUGGAAGACGGAAAAGGUAGACAACGAUUACCACUUGCUUUGGGACGAGUGGCAUGAGGCAGACAUGCGCUCAUAUGUCCGCCGUGAGCGCAAUCAUCCUUCUAUCGUAGCGUGGAGCAUCGGCAACGAGAUGCCCGACCAGUCGUCGGCGUUGGGUGGUCAGAUAGGCACGGAACUGCAGAAUAUCGCUCACCAGGAAGACGGAACGCGAAAAUCUACUGCCGGUCUGAACAACGCGCAACCGGGAUCCGCCUUAGUUAACGUCCUUGAGAUCCCUGGUCUCAACUACCAAGGUGAAGGCAAAGGUUUAGCAUUGAACUCGACGUAUCCCAUCUUCCACAGCAUGUAUCCGGACAAGAUGAUUUGGGGCACCGAGACUGCAUCCACAGUCAGCACGCGAGGAACAUACAUCUUUCCAGUCACGAGUGGGAUAGAGGCGAUCGUUGGGCCUAGCGCAGGUGAGAAUGUUACAGCACAGUAUGUCAGUUCGUACGAACUGUACCACCCGUCUUGGGCUGCGUCACCCGACAAGGUAUUCAUACAGCAGGACAGAUACCCAUACGUUGCUGGUGAAUUCGUCUGGACAGGCUGGGACUACAUCGGCGAACCAACACCUUUCGAUAACUCAAGUCGAAGCUCGUAUUUCGGUAUCAUCGAUCUCGCUGGCUUCAAGAAAGAUCGCUUCUGGCUGUAUCAGGCACGUUGGCGCCCUGAGGUACCUCAGGCGCACAUUCUGCCGCACUGGACGUGGCCUAGUCGCGUCGGACAAGUCACUCCCGUACAUGUCUUCACAUCUGGAGACGAAGCUGAACUCUUCGUCAACGGCAAUUCGCAAGGCCGGAAGAAGACUAAGCCAUCUGAAUACCGCCUUCGAUGGGAUAACGUCACGUACACGCCUGGAGAAAUCGAAGUGGUAGCCUACAAGAACGGAGAGAAAUGGGCCGAGGACUCGAAGAAGACCGUUGGUAGUGCCACCAAGUUGAAUGUGACUGCAGACCGGACUUCAAUUGACAGCGAUGGGUACGACCUCUCGUUCGUCACUGUAGCCGUGGUUGACGAGAAUGACGACACCGUGCCUCAGGCGAGCAACACCAUUGCUUUCUCAGUCGACGGGCCCGGUGAGAUCAUUUCCACGGACAACGGUGACCCGACAGACAUGAUAGCUUUCCCGUCUCUUACGAGGAAAGCGUUCAGUGGCUUUGCGCUUGCCAUCGUGCGCUCUAAGCCUGGGUCUUCGGGUAGCUUUACUGUCUCGGCAGCUUCGAACGGGCUAGCGGGAGGGGAGGUGGUUGUGCAUGCCGGUUAUUGA